This is a messenger RNA of Cordyceps fumosorosea ARSEF 2679, 690 nucleotides long. Its product is annotated as Translation elongation factor EF1B/ribosomal protein S6. The record is from RefSeq and is a predicted model, not a curated record. Gene Ontology annotation, molecular function: guanyl-nucleotide exchange factor activity; translation elongation factor activity. Gene Ontology annotation, cellular component: cytosol. The transcript is spliced from 5 exons. Gene Ontology annotation, biological process: translational elongation. Bases 1 to 690 code for a protein of 229 amino acids. Lineage: Eukaryota; Fungi; Ascomycota; Sordariomycetes; Hypocreales; Cordycipitaceae.
AUGGGCUUCCCUAACCUCGCCGAAGAGAUUGGUCUCCGAGGCAAGUUGCACCCCCUCAAUCGCUGGUUGAUUACCAGGUCCUACAUUGUACCGUAUGCGCCUUCACAAGCCGACGUCGCCUGCUUCAAGGCCAUUGAUGCCGUCCCCGAUGCCUCGCUGCACCCGCAUGCCGCUCGAUGGUACCGACACAUGACCUCCUACGAGACCGAGUUCGCCGAUCUUCCGGGUGAUUCUUCCAAGCUCUACAAAGAGUACGGACCGGAAGAGUCUGUUUCUUCUACAAAGCUCGACGUCGCCGACGAGAAUGACGAAGAUGUCGAUCUGUUUGGCAGCGAUGAAGAGGAAGACCCGGAGACGGUGCGCAUUCGCGAGCAGCGCUUGGCUGAUUACAAGGAGCGAAAGGCGGCCAAGCCAAAGACUACUGCCAAAUCUCUCGUCACUAUCGACGUCAAACCAUGGGAUGACGAGACCGACAUGGAAGCGCUGCAAGUAGCCGUUCGCGGUAUCGAGAAAGACGGCUUAGUUUGGGGAACAUCCAAGCUAGUCUCCGUAGGAUACGGCAUCAAGAAACUGCAGAUUAACCUGAUUGUCGAGGACGACAAGGUCUCGACUCAGGACCUCCAGGAUGAGAUUGAAGCCUUUGAGGACUUUGUCCAGUCGUCCGAUAUUGUCGUUUUCCAAAAGCUGUAG